This is a messenger RNA of Porites lobata, 1758 nucleotides long. The record is from the annotation of a GenBank genome assembly. NCBI's taxonomy places the organism in Eukaryota, Metazoa, Cnidaria, Anthozoa, Scleractinia, Poritidae.
AUGGAUUCCCUUCUUGAACCAUUCACUAAAGGGAGGAAGGAACAGUUUUGUGUUGAAAUGAUGCAACGCCUCGAUAUUCAGAGAAGGAACGAACAUUUCUGUGAUGUGAUUCUGGAAGUCGGCUCCGGUGAUGAUCAAGCUCGCUUGAAAGCCCACAGAAACGUGUUGUGUGCAGCAAGUCCGUUCUUUUUUAAUGCUCUAAACAGCGAAAUGAAAGAGAAGAAAGAGGGAGUGAUCCGACUGGAAGACGCUAGCAAAUCGGUGAUGGAACAAGUGUUGGAGUACUUGUACACGGGCAAUGUUGACAUCAAUGAAAAGAAUGCAUUUGAUUUGUUUGCCCAAGCUGAUUAUUUCCUUAUUUCAAGCCUGAAAGCUCGAUCUAGCAAGUUCAUUCUCCAAUCAUUGUCCAUUUCUAACUGCAUUACGGCGUACUAUUUUGCACUGAAAUAUCAAUGGGAAGAACUACAGAGUGGAGCAAGAAGUUAUAUUCUGCGAAGAUUUUCUGCUGUGGUUGAAACUAAUGAUUUCCUUAAUUUGAGCAGUAAACAAGUCGAGGAAUGGAUUUCAAGAGAUGAUAUUGUUAUCAAAGGAGAGGAAGAAGUAUUUGAAGUAGUCUUGAGAUGGAUCGAAAAGAACGGUUCCAGAAAUUACCAAACGUUUUAUGAUCUCUUCCAACAUGUUCGGUUUAUCUAUGUUCCUCGCAACUACUUGUGUACAGUAAUUCUUCCACACCGUUUAGUAAAAGACAGAAGGACAUGUGUGGAUUUGGUCUUGGAAGCACUGAAUUGCACAUCUGAUGGUACUGAGGAGUGCUUUCUCGCCCAGGGACCAAGAGAUUGCCUGAAAACCCAUGAAGAUGCCAUUGUUGCCUGUGGUCACAAGAAAACAUGUUGCUACAUCCCUUCUAAAAACAAGUGGUAUGAACUGGCGGGAAUGCCAUCCAAAGUGCCAGCUGGUGCCUGGCGUUACUUUACAAGUGCUUCUCAUGGAAAAUUGUUUGUGAGUACUGCACCAGCAAAUAAUGCAGAUGGCUUCUUGGUGCAAUAUGAUCCAUCCCUUAACCAGUGGUCCUCAGUAAAUACCAAUCCUUUGGGACCAAUACCCAGACACUCUGCUGUUGUCACUUUCCAUGGUUUCUUGUAUGUUAUUGGUGGAGCAGACUCAAGCAGGAUGUUUAUGUACCGUGAUGUUUGGAAGUACAAUCCUGAUACCAAACUGUGGCAGUCAGCUCCUCCAAUGAGUGUGCCCAGAGCAAAAGUGUGCGCAGUUGCUGACCGACAAUAUUUAUAUGCUAUUGGUGGUAAGAGAGAUAAUGGUCAGCUUUUGGACACAGUUGAAAGGUUUGAUCCUUCAACAAAUACUUGGAAAGUCCUUGCUUCAACCCUUGCAAAAAGAGCCUCUGCUUCGGGAGUAGCCAUGAAAGAAAAACUGUACAUAUUUGGAGGUCUUGCCACAGAAGCGACAGUCGGAGACCCCUGCGAAAUAUACAAUCUUACAACCAACACAUGGAGUGGAUUGUCAAGCCCUGUUGCACCAAGAUGCCUUGCCAGUGCUGUGAGUUUCAAAGGGAAAAUAUUUGUGUUUGGGGCUUUUCCCCGCCAGGGAAGGAAGGAAAUGAAAUUGCAGGUGUAUAAUGUUGAUGAAAACAAGUGGGAACCCUGUACAGGGGGGCCCAAUUUUACUGCGGCUAAAUUUCACAAAAUCUCUGCUCUCAGAAUUUUGAAAAGUUACUGUACAUGUAGGUUUACUUACAGCUUU